This is a messenger RNA of Folsomia candida, 1000 nucleotides long. Its product is annotated as SEC14-like protein 2. The transcript has 6 exons. NCBI's taxonomy places the organism in Eukaryota, Metazoa, Arthropoda, Collembola, Entomobryomorpha, Isotomidae. Gene Ontology annotation, cellular component: cytoplasm. Bases 162 to 893 code for a protein of 243 amino acids. The record is from RefSeq and is a predicted model, not a curated record.
AAAAGAUUUAUUUUCAAUUUUCCUUAAUUUCAUUUCUACUACUUUUUGUCCCGAUUUCCUUGCAAAUUUCGCUUGAGGAGUUUACAACCUUGAGUCGUAGCCAGAAAGCAGCACUGGAUCAGUUUCGAAGUGCAGUUCAAUUCAAACUUCCACACCAAUACAUGACGAAAGAUGUCUACUUAAUACGGUGGUUGAGAGAGCAAAACUUUGACGUUUCUGGAGCAACCAGUCGUAUUUUGAAAGAUGUCCAGUGGCGAGAAGACAACGACAUUGACCACAUUUUGCAAGAAGACUGGUCCGAUUUCGACCGCGAGUAUCGAGUUCUCAUUGAAGGCUGUGAUAAAACGGGACGACCCGUCAUUUCAAUUCCGGUCGGAGAUUGGGACCUGCGCCGUGCCAUCGUCGCCGGGCAGUCGGAGCGUCUCAAGAGAUAUUUCAGCAAACUGUUCGAAGAGGCGUCCACGUUGACGAGAAAGUUUCAAGAAAAUGGACAAAAUGCGACGCAAGGAACGAUCAUUUUCGACAUGGGAAAUUUCAAUUUAAUUCAACAGGGAUGUUUACGAUGUAUACCGAUAUUUUUCCACAUUUUGGCCGUUUAUGAGCAGCAUUAUCCAUAUUUCGCACAUAAGGUUAUCUCUGUAAACACUCCAGAAUUUGCACUCCCAAUUUACAACAUGUUUAAAGGUAUCUUGUCCAAACAUGUGACCGAAGUGUUACACAUUUUUGGCAGAAACAAGAAAAAGUGGCAGCAAUUUUUGCUCGAGGAAAUUGAUGCGUCCCAACUUUCGAAAAAUUUGGGUGGAAAAAAUUUAGAAGCUUUGGAUUACGCGGAUUUGAGGGGUGUAAAUAUUUCGCGGUACAUUUGUGCAGAAAUGGACUUCCUUCGUCAUUGAUGUAAAUUACAAAUUUAUUAAAAUGUUUAUACGCACUUGUAUGAAAUCAGUUAAUGGAAAACAUUUAAAAAGUUUAACAUUGUAAAUAUACACUAAUUGCUCAUCAA